AUGGUUUACAGACCGGUGAAUCCAAAGGCUUUAAAUGUGCUCAAUCAAAAGUAUAUCGGAUUAGUGCCUAAAAAGUGGUCAUCGGCUAAAAUUUUGGCAAAAAAAUUUGGUACGUCUACUUGGGAACUCGCGUAUAAAUUUGGUAAACGCACCACCAUACAUGGCGUCAACAGGUUACUCAGUGAAAAAUCUGGUAAACUGGAAAGAACAAUUUGGCUAUGCGCUGUUGUAGUGGCACUUGUGGCAGCGGUUUACGUAUGCCUCAUAUUAUCAAAGCGAUUCAACGAGGGAAAAUUUGAGACCGUUGUGGAUAAUACACGUUAUCCUGUCUACCGUGUGGUAUUUCCAGUGAUUACAAUAUGCAAUUUAAAUCGGCUUAAUUGGCAACGUUUGGAGGAGGCGAAGCAACGAUUUUUACCAAAUGAAAAAUCACAGGAAAAAUUAAAAUUAUUUGAGAAAAUUAUUGGCACAUAUGACGACAUACGUUUCGCAAAUUUUGAUAAAUUCGAUGUGCUAGCAGAAGAGCCGCUCGAACUACUUAAAAAUAUUAAUUUUAGUUUGGUAUUUGAGUUCAUGACUUGGCGUUGUGAUGAAAUGUUGGCAUUUUGUAAAUGGCGUCAUUUUAAAAUGAAUUGCUGUGAAAUAUUUUCAAAGCGUCGCACCAGAAGUGGCUUGUGUUGGUCAUUUAAUACAUUGGAAACAGAUGAGGGUCGGCGUAUGCAACGCUUAGACCCAUACUGGCCAUGGCAUACUGGUGCAGCUGGACCCUCAACUGGUCUAAGCUUAAGAGUACUUUUGCAGCCGGAAAAUAAUUUUCCAAAUCGCAUUAGCGAGCGUGGAGUAAGCGUAAUGGUUACUGAACCAUUUGUUUGGCACAAGGAUCCUUAUAUAAUUCCCGAAAAUACACAAACUACAGUCGAGAUCGAACCAAUUAUUUAUUUUUACGAUAAUGACACACGAAUUAUAUCAUCCGAUCAACGUCAAUGUGUUUUUGCGGAUGAACGCAAUAGUCUUGACUAUAAGACAUUGCAGGGCUAUGUUUAUAUGAUUGAGAAUUGUGAAUCGCAGUGUCAUCAGGAGUAUUUGGUGCGAUAUUGUAAUUGCACAUUAGACUUACUUUUCCCUCCAGGUCCUUACACUUCUUGUAAAUCAACAGAUCUGCCAUGCUUAGCACUAAAUAAUGAAUAUUUGCGAUAUACUCGUCAACCAGGUGAAGAAAAAUUUGUUCGACUGUUCUACGACGCAAUGCUGUGCAAAUGUUAUCGCAAUUGUUUUUCACUUAACUAUUUUGCGGAUGUUCGUCCAUCAUUUAUACCACCGGAAGUCCGUGGCAAUAUGUCAUAUGUUGACUUGGAUGUAUUCUUUCGUUACGAAUCAAUGAUGGUCUAUCGAACACGUUUAAUUUUUGGUUGGGUCGAUUUAUUAGUGGCUUUCGGCGGUAUAGCUGGUCUAUUUCUUGGCUGCUCAUUAAUAAGUGCUAUGGAAAUUGUGUAUUUUGUAUUUGUUGAACUGCCCAAUUAUCUUUCACAAAGGAUACGUGACAAAUUGCAAGAACGUCGUAUUGAGACGAAUAAUAAUCUGAGCUCUAAUACAAUAAAUCAUAACAUCACACAAAAUCAAUUUGAGGAAUAUGUUUUAAAUGGCAGGAAACAAAACAAAUUCAUUAGCAGACCUGUUUGGAAUUAGU
Molecule: messenger RNA, 1687 nt
Organism: Teleopsis dalmanni
Lineage: Eukaryota; Metazoa; Arthropoda; Insecta; Diptera; Diopsidae
Product: pickpocket protein 19
Exons: 7
Coding region: 1-1686 (561 amino acids)
Biological process (GO): sodium ion transmembrane transport
Cellular component (GO): membrane
Molecular function (GO): ligand-gated sodium channel activity
Source: RefSeq, a predicted model, not a curated record